CAUUCUCAUCUGGUUGCUGGUGGAAGCGAUCGUUGAGGAUUUUAUUUUUGAUUAUUUUGGCUUUAUUGUUUGAUUUGUCAAAUUGUUGAUUGUUAAAUAACGAGCUCUGACCAUAUCAUUGUAGGAUUACUAUGUCGGUGAUGGAAUUCCUGAAGGAUCUACCGUCGUACGACGAGCAUAACUUCACAUUAUUCAAUACGGACCAUGGGAUUAGAAAUUGUUCGAAAAGACCGUCAAUAUAUUUACCAACUAAGGAUAUACCGUCUGAGCAAAUAAUUGUAACAGAAAAGACAAAUAUACUGUUAAGGUAUCUUCAUCAGCAAUGGGAGAAAAAGAACAACAAUUCACCAAAAAAACGUGACCAGAGCCACAUCGAACAGAAUGGCGACGAUAGUCGACCUCGCAAGAGGCCUUGUCUAAACUCUCCAUUAAACUGAAGACCGGCAAACAAGGCAGCCAGUUAGUUUGUGCUUCAGUUAUAGACUUUCAAGUGUAUGGCAUUUUUGUAACAUUUGUAUUCCACAUCUUAGGUCAAAUUAUACAUUGAUUCUCAAUGUAUUGGUCCCAUGUCUUCUGAGAAAACUACAUCCAACAGUCAAGUGCCAUUACAAGGAUCUUUGAACUAAUUUGUUCUCACAUGUGGCUGUAAGUUAUUUAUAUUUCAGUGGAUAUUGAAUAUUGAAAAUCAAAGUAUGAAUUAUAUUCAUUCCAUGUUCUAUUCAUAAGUUUUUUUUUUUAACUCAACAAAUAUCUCUUUGGAGGUUUCAUAUCUUUGAAUCUAAAUUCAUCUGAUAGUAUAAAUAAUUUUAAUAUUCUAAAAUUAAGAAUGUGUUCAGUAAUUUUAGUGCCUCAGUAAUAUUCUUGAGUUAAUGCAAUAUUGAUUGAAACUACAUUUGUUACUGUAGCAUUAUAAUUUUUGAAAUUUAUUUUAUUGCAGAUGUGCUAAAUAAUUGGUUGUUGUUUUGACUAUUGUUUUUUUUAAAUGAAAGCAGUAUAAUGGUAAACCUAUUUGCAUACUGUGUCAAUGAGUAGUUCUCAUUAGGUAGGCACAAGUUAACAAAGGCCGAAAAUUAUUGUUGUUGGAGUACAUGAAUGUACUGUGCCAUGCAUCAGGCAGAGGUUCAUGAAAGAAGUCUUAUUAGAUGUUUAAGGCACUAAAUAUAUACUUUAUAAUGACAACUGAAUUAAUUUGCGUAUUUUGAAAGCAGUACUGCAAACAUUAAUUUUGAUGCUAUUUAUGAUAACAUAAAAAGUAUAUUAUUAUUAUGUAUUAAUUGCAAUUUAUUGGUCUGAAAUAGAUUGUACGGUAAAAUGGGGUGAAUAGGGAUUGAGUGGCGAAGAGGGACAGAAGAGGGGUGAAUCGAUACUAUGAAGACCUUAUAUCCCUAUUCACCCCAUUUUACGGUACUGUGUAAUAUUGAUAACUCAAUUUUCAAAACACCAAUAUUUUGUUUUAGUGAUGUGUAAAUUCGAAUUUCAAUGGAGUUAGAACUUAUUCUCAUAACUUUUAUCAAUAAUAUUAUUGAUAUUCUAUAUUAUAAUGAUUUUUUUCACCAUUUUGAGUUAUCAAUACUUCACAAAGCUGUGGAAUAGGCGAUUGUGAUUUUAAUUUAGUAGUAUCAAAUAUUCAGUGAAUGAGUGCACAUGCUAGAAUAAAAUGUGAUUGCUGUUGUAAUAGUAAACACCAAUUACUGUACAUCCCAUAUUAGUAUACUAUCCACAUUAGCUAGUAAAUAUGUUUGUCAAGUGCUACCAGCCUUAUAUUUAGCAAUUAAACCUUUUUGGCAAUAAAUGUACGUAGUUUAUAGAAACAACAAUUAUAAUUGCAUGACAGUGGAUUUUAUUGUAUACUUUCUUUGGGCCCAGCUUGCAGAAAGAUAGCUGUGUUAUUCAUAAUUUACUAGAAACAGAUGAAUAAAGUUUUAAUUAUGAUAA
Messenger RNA from Spodoptera litura, 1935 nucleotides. RefSeq names its product DET1- and DDB1-associated protein 1. Gene Ontology annotation, biological process: positive regulation of proteasomal ubiquitin-dependent protein catabolic process. Lineage: Eukaryota; Metazoa; Arthropoda; Insecta; Lepidoptera; Noctuidae. The record is from RefSeq and is a predicted model, not a curated record. Gene Ontology annotation, cellular component: Cul4-RING E3 ubiquitin ligase complex.